Messenger RNA from Eptesicus fuscus (big brown bat), 1715 nucleotides. RefSeq names its product TUB like protein 3 (gene TULP3). The record is from RefSeq and is a predicted model, not a curated record. Gene Ontology annotation, biological process: protein localization to cilium. Bases 36 to 1430 code for a protein of 464 amino acids. The transcript has 12 exons. NCBI's taxonomy places the organism in Eukaryota, Metazoa, Chordata, Mammalia, Chiroptera, Vespertilionidae. Gene Ontology annotation, cellular component: cilium.
UCUGGUUGGUGGUGGCUACUUUCUGAGCGGCGGGGAUGGAGGCGUCGCGCUGCCGCCUCGGACCCAGCGGGGACAGUGCCUUUGAAGAUGAGGCUAUGAAGCUUCGACAGCUGAAACUCGAUAAUCAGAGAGCACUGCUGGAGAAGAAGCAGAGGAAAAAGCGCCUGGAACCACUCAUGGUGCAGCCAAACCCAGAAGCCAGGCUACGUCGGUCAAAGCCAAGAGGUAGUGAGGAGCAUACUCCCUUGGUGGAACCUCAUACGCCUCACAACAAUGUCAUCCUACAUGGCAUUGAUGGUCCAGCUGCUUUCCUGAAGCCAGAUGCUCAAGAUUCAGAAACCAAACUUCAUGUUCUCUCAGUUGGCUCUUCUGCUACAGAAGAGGAUACUGAAGGAAGUGUUGAUGGGGAAAGCACUUUGGAUAAUGCUUCUAAGCCAGAUCUUCAGGAGAUUCUCCAAAAACACGGUAUCUCAGGUAGUUUGAACUUUGAUGAGGAGACUGAUGGGGAGGAAGAAGAAGGAAAAAAAUUAUCUCAUUCACCAUGUUCAGAGGCAGAGAGACCCAGUUCUGCAUCCAGCCAGAAAUCAACCAUGGAUACAGGAGCUUCAGGUACUUCAGCCCAACAAACUGAUAACCAGCUGGGAGAAGUAAAGAAUUUAGAGGAUUUUGCUUAUAGUUCUGCUCCUCGAGGUGUCACAGUAAAGUGUCGGAUAACCAGGGAUAAAAAAGGAAUGGAUCGGGGUCUCUUCCCCACUUACUUUAUGCACUUGGAAAAGGAUGAAAAUCGGAAGAUAUUUCUUCUUGCUGGUAGAAAACGGAAAAAGAGCAAAACAUCCAACUACCUUAUCUCCACUGAUCCAACAGAUUUAUCUCGUGAAGGGGAAAGUUAUGUUGGCAAACUCAGAUCCAACCUCAUGGGGACCAAGUUUACAGUUUAUGACCAUGGUGUCAGCCCAGCCAAGGCCCGAGAAAAGGCCCACAGCCGGCAGGAGCUGGCAGCCAUCUGUUAUGAGACAAAUGUGUUUGGAUUUAAAGGUCCUAGGAAGAUGUCUGUGAUCAUUCCAGGAAUGAAUAUGAAUCAUGAACGGAUCCCAUUUCGGCCACAAAAUGACCAUGAGAGCUUGCUUUCAAAAUGGCAAAACAAAACCAUGGAGAACUUGAUUGAGCUGCACAACAAGGCCCCAGUGUGGAAUGAUGACACUCAGUCCUAUGUCCUGAACUUCCAUGGCCGGGUCACUCAGGCAUCUGUGAAGAACUUCCAGAUAGUCCACGAAAAUGACCCUGACUAUAUUGUCAUGCAGUUUGGACGUGUGGCAGACGACGUGUUCACUCUGGACUACAACUACCCGCUGUGUGCACUCCAGGCCUUCGCCAUUGGGCUUUCUAGCUUUGACAGCAUGCCUGCUUCCCAUCAAGUGCCUCCUUCAUAGAAGUGCCCAAAGCCCUUCAGACCUCUGGCACCACCUUCCUCGUGUACUGUCAAACGAGCUGCCCUCCUUGAAAACAAAGCCGUUCAGUUAUCUCUGGAUGCAGUAAUUGACAACAUCUGGAGAAGGGAGUCUCAUGGCCUGACCAGAUCUAACCCUGCUUCUUCCUGCUCACUCUGGCUAAGAGAUUUAUACCCCAGCUUCAUGUACUUGCUGCUUGAAUGUGUAGGUGAUUGGUUUUACAUACGUCAUAUUUAUACCUUUUGUAUGCUAUAGAAAUAAAAAAUA